This is a messenger RNA of Linum tenue, 402 nucleotides long. The record is from the annotation of a GenBank genome assembly. Lineage: Eukaryota; Viridiplantae; Streptophyta; Magnoliopsida; Malpighiales; Linaceae.
AUGGACCAAGCAUUUAAUUUAAACCCAUACGAACACGAGAUUUCCUCGACACUAGUAUGGGCAAGGUUGCUGGUCAUACCGGCUCAGUACUUCAAUACUGAUGCUGUGAUGAAGAUCGGGAAGCGAAUUGGGAGACCCUUGCGGGUUGAUCAAGCCACGAGCACAGGCGCCCGCCUAGACUAUGCGCGUGUCUGUGUCGAGGUCGACCUCGCCAAACCACUCUUGUCCCAAUUUAGGAUCCAUGGCGUAAAAUAUUUCAUUCAAUACGAGGGGCUAGAGAAGAUCUGCCUAAAUUGUGGCAAAUACUUCGAGCGGUCUGGUUGCCCUUGCUCCUUUGGCGGGCAAAGCAAACAGGACGAGGAACCUAACGUCUCGGAUACUGUCAAGGAGCCGAACCCAUAA